Humulus lupulus (European hop) is the source of this 1175-nucleotide messenger RNA. RefSeq names its product transcription factor RSL2-like. NCBI's taxonomy places the organism in Eukaryota, Viridiplantae, Streptophyta, Magnoliopsida, Rosales, Cannabaceae. Bases 1 to 1110 code for a protein of 369 amino acids. Gene Ontology annotation, cellular component: nucleus. Gene Ontology annotation, molecular function: RNA polymerase II cis-regulatory region sequence-specific DNA binding; protein dimerization activity; DNA-binding transcription factor activity, RNA polymerase II-specific. Gene Ontology annotation, biological process: regulation of transcription by RNA polymerase II. The transcript has 5 exons. The record is from RefSeq and is a predicted model, not a curated record.
AUGGAGCCUAUGUUGGGUGCUAUUUCAGCUGGAGAAUGGAGCUCCUUCAGUGGGAUUUACUGCUCAGAGGAAACUGAUCGCAAUGAGCAUCAUUUUAUGGCUUCUGAUCACCAUUUUCUGGCUGGCUGUGGGGUAACAAAUGAUGAUCACCUGACAAUUGGAACCUCAAGCUUAGAUGAUCAGAUCCCGUUUACCAUUUGGCCUGGCACUUCUUAUUCACAUUGUUCAAGUGUUUCAGAAAUUGACAAUUCUUACACCGGCAGUUUUCCACAAGGGAUGAUUAGUAGUAGUCCUUAUUCUCAUCCAGUUACUUGGCUGACAAGCAAUAUCUCUGUGGAAUUUAGCGAAGAAUGCCAAAACGAAAACUUUUUUCUUGUUGAUGCUGAUCACAGCCAAGAAUGGCAGAACCAGGAAAUGAGCAAUGGCACCAUUAAUGGGGAAGAAUCUGGUGGAAACCAGCUAACAUCAGCUGCUGAUCAUUUUUCCCCACACAAAUGGGAAUGUGAUCAAAUGACAGUACCAGAAUCAACCAUGGCAAGUGGAAUUAUAUCUGGAAAUUCUAAGAAAAGGUCUAGCAGUCCAGCUGAACAAGAGCCAAAGAGCAAGAGGAAUGUGAGGUCCAGGAAGAGUAAAAAACAACUUGCUCUGAUGAGUGACAAUGAAGAAGAUGGCAAUAAUGCAGGCACUGAUAAAGGACAUUCGAACAGCUCCCUCUCAGAGGAACAACACUCAAAUGAUUCUCUUGAUGAAGAGCUAGGAGAAAGAGCUUUAAGCUUGAGUCCAAAAGAACCUACAGCUUUGAACCUUAGUGGGAAAGCAAGAGCUUCAAGAGGGUCUGCAACCGAUCCUCAAAGCGUCUAUGCCAGGAAGAGAAGAGAGAAAAUAAACGAGAGGCUAAAAGUACUACAAAACCUUGUCCCCAAUGGAACAAAGGUUGACAUUAGCACUAUGCUUGAAGAAGCUGUCCAGUAUGUGAAGUUCUUGCAGCUUCAAAUCAAGCUCUUGAGCUCUGAUGAUCUAUGGAUGUAUGCUCCCCUAGCAUACAAUGGAAUGGACAUGGGCAUGGGCAUCGGACUUGAUCAUUUGAGGCUCGCCGCUUCAAGACAAUAGUUUAGCUGCUAAUUCCCUUAUAAGUUGCUCUUAAUACAAAAUUUACUUAGACUAUUUGAAGGGAC